Messenger RNA from Cylas formicarius (sweet potato weevil), 1560 nucleotides. RefSeq names its product U11/U12 small nuclear ribonucleoprotein 35 kDa protein-like. The transcript has 2 exons. The record is from RefSeq and is a predicted model, not a curated record. The coding region runs from base 266 to 943 and encodes 225 amino acids. Gene Ontology annotation, biological process: mRNA splicing, via spliceosome. NCBI's taxonomy places the organism in Eukaryota, Metazoa, Arthropoda, Insecta, Coleoptera, Brentidae. Gene Ontology annotation, molecular function: snRNA binding; mRNA binding. Gene Ontology annotation, cellular component: precatalytic spliceosome; U12-type spliceosomal complex.
CCUCAGGCAACGCACGAUAACCGGCAUUGUAUUUAUUUGAAGUCGUUACAGAAUAAAUCUUUAGUUUCUGAAAUAACGUAUUCAUUUAACUGUCGCACGAACCCCCGACAAAACAUAAAGAAGAAGAAUGUUCUUCGCCUGUUGCCGGUUGGAACAUUGCUAUAGUUUGGAGUUGGUUAGAAUUUAAAAUAUUUACAUUGUCUACGACUUGAAAAUGCUCUCUAUAAAGUUAUUUGUUAAAUUAUUCAAUAUUUUUCUGUGAAUAAUGGCUCAGAAGUAUCACCUGAAAGAAAGUAGUACGAGCUGGUCCAAAUACGCAAAAACUUACGACCCGAUAAAAUGCGCGUCGAUAGACGGAACGGACACAACCCCUCACGAUAAAGCUGUCGAAAGGGCGUUACUUUCCGAAUACAAACCAAACCGGCACGUUAAAGGAAACGCAGGAUGUACUAUAUUUAUCAGCAGAUUGAAUCAUGAAACAACCAAAGACACCAUCAAAAAUAUAUUCUCAAAGUAUGGUAAGCUAAAACGUUUUCGAAUGGUGAAAGAUAUAGUGACUGGCUUGCCUAAGGGAUAUGCGUUUGUGGAAUACGAAGAGGAAAGUUCUGCAGAGGACGCGUACAAGUUUACGAACAAAAUGAACGUUGAUGGAAGCAUUAUUUUUGUUGAUUUCGAGUGUGAAAGACUGCUGAAGGGUUGGAGACCGAGGAGACUAGGCGGCGGGUUCGGUGGUAAAAAAGAGUCGGGGCAGUUAAGAUUUGGAGGUCGAGAUCGGCCAUUUCGAAAACCGGUUGCCUUGGAGGUGAAGGAGGAAGAGGAGAAGAGGCGCAAGGAGAGAGGAAGGAAAAAAAAGCAGGACGAAGAAGAACAUAACAGUCGACGGGCCGAAAGAAGUCGGGAACGGGAUAGGAAACGUCGCUCGCCACCUUUGAAAAGGAGAUGAAAUGUUCAUAUGAUAAACAUAUACAGUUUACCUAAAAGUUAUGCUGUGAGUCAUAUUGAACAGUUAGGAAUAACAUUUCUGUGCUGUUAAAAAUUCAAAGGAAUUGCAAAAUUUUCAGUUGAUCUAGCUUCCAAUAUUUGGAUUUUCUUGACAAUUAAAUAUAUUUUUUUUAACUAAUUUGUAUCCUACAAACCAAAGCUACGCAGGUUACGCUUUGCAACUGCAAAUUGGUCAUCCGCAACCAUUCGGUCGCUUGUUUAAACUCUGCAACUUAAACAAGUCUAUGUAACUUUUUUAUUUGAAAGUGAAAUUUGAAAAAACAGAACAUGUCCUUUUUGCGAGUUACUAAUACAAAAUUAAAAUAUUCUAAUGAAGCAACAUAUAGUUUUACAUCUAGAAAAAAGAAAUAAAAUUAGGGCUAAGCAAGAUGUUGACAAGUUUAUAUAAAUUCAUUAAUAUACAUUGUGAACAAACAUAUAAAUAUCCUGUAUACCUAAAAAUAUAAAAUUUUAGAACUAAACAGCUUUUGUCUAUUUUUGUAUGGUGUUUGCACAUUUUAACCUAAAGUAUCCCAUAAUACAUUUUCUUUCUUUGAUAAAAACGCAAUCUCAGUCUCU